Messenger RNA from Drosophila busckii, 2067 nucleotides. RefSeq names its product polyadenylate-binding protein-interacting protein 1 (gene Paip1). The transcript has 3 exons. Gene Ontology annotation, biological process: regulation of translational initiation. Gene Ontology annotation, molecular function: RNA binding; protein binding; translation activator activity. The record is from RefSeq and is a predicted model, not a curated record. Bases 223 to 2043 code for a protein of 606 amino acids. Lineage: Eukaryota; Metazoa; Arthropoda; Insecta; Diptera; Drosophilidae.
UUGUUAAACUUAAACUCACAACAGUAAAUAUAACAAAAAGGCAGUAUAUUAAGCCACAGAAACUAAAUACACGCACAAAGCGCACGAGCAGAAGAGAAAAGAAAGUUGAAUAGGCAGAGCGAAAGGAAAGGUGACGACGCAAGAAAAAAGAAAAAAAAUAGCGACGUAUACGUAAACUUAUUGAACGACAAUUAAGUUUUUGAGACCGACACUGCUACCGCCAUGUCGUGCCGCGCACCCUUUCAACCCGAGGAUCAGUACGAGCAACUGCGUAGACCGAAUGCUGGACCAUCAGCCGCUGCAGUUAACACUCCACCUCCCCCCAUGCAAAUGGGUGGCGCCAGCUUGACGCCGCUAGAGCAGCAGGCGCAACUCUUUGAUUAUGGUGCAGCCGCUGCCAUGGGCUUUGCGCCACAGCCAGGAUAUGCGCCCGGUCCCAUAAGCUAUGCGACGGGACCAGCCGAGCAGGCGGCUCUUCUAAAUGAUAUGUCGGCGGGCUAUGGUCAAUCGAAGCUAUCGGCCACUGCGACAGUGUUUGUGCCCAAUCAGGUGAGCAACAGCAAAUGUGGCCCGUCGCCACAUCAGCAACACUAUCAUCAGCAGCAACAACACCAGGCAACAGCAACACCGUACCAACAGCGCUACAUGAAUGGUUAUAAGCAGCAUCAGCAGCAUCAGCCGCAUUAUAAUAAUCACCAUCAGCAGCAACGUCAGCACCAGCAUCAGCAGCAUCAGCAAUAUAACAACGAUAUGCAGCAGCUUUCGAAUUCGGUGCAAGCUCGCUUGCAUAUUGGCAAACAGCCGACGCACAAUGGUGCUGUUGGCAAUUAUUAUCAACAACAGCAACAUCAUCAUCAGCAGCAGGUACACACACUGCAACACCAACACCAUCAACCGCACACACAACAACAAUCACAAUCGAAAUUCCAACGUCACGCUCACUUAAAUAAUUCAUUCCAACAAAUGUCACAACAGACGCAGCAGCAGCAACACCACCAUCAACAGCAGCAGCAGCAGCAGCAAUACUACCAACAACAGCAGCAGCAGCAACAACAACAGCAACAACCACAAGCAUCGACCUCAGCGGUGGCUGCUUCCAGCUCAUCAGCUACGUCUCAUCCGGAUAUGGAAACUAUUGCAUUAGAAUAUCUUGACACUGUCAUACAUUGCCUUAAUCAGAAUCCCGGACAAUUUGACGCAAUUGCAUCACGUUUCCUAACCAUAUUCGAUGGCAUGGAGAGCAACAAUUAUGUAUUGUCGAUCGCUAUGGAGGAUAUAUUCGAGAAAUCCAUUGAGCAGCCAAAUUUCCGUUAUAUGGGCGCCAAGCUGUAUAAUCUAUUGCACAUGUUGAAUCUCAAGCCAGACUCACUCUUCCACACCUUGCUCAAGUGCAAGCUGGACUAUCAUCAGUCCGAAGUGGCGAAGUAUAUGCAAUCCACAGAUCAGCAGCAAAAGGUGCGCGAGACGGCGCUCUUUCUGGCCGAGCUGUAUAUGCAGUUGCGUGGCGACGAUGAUGCACGCAUUCAACUCAUUGCUGUCAAUAUUGUCUACUCGCUUAGCCAGCUGUUAGCAUUUGAAACGGCCGAGAAUGUGCGCUGCAUAUGCCAGACGUUGAAGUUGGCGGGAUACGACUUGAGUGCCGACUGUCCACAGGACAUGCAACAGAUUAUUGCUGCGCUGCAGACAAUUGAAGCCAUGUUUCCAGGCAAAUACGCCAUGGCGGCCAGUGUGCUUGCCUUGCAGGAGAACAAUUGGGGACGCAAAAUAUCCAAUGCGCUCGGUGGAGAUGACGAUGCGGUGAAUAAGCCACCAGAGCCACCACGUUUAAGCGAUGAGCCCGUCUUUUAUGGACCCGAUGGACGCGAACUAACGGCAGAGGAGACAGAUUUCCUGGCUGCUGAGGAUGAUGCCACUGGCAGCGAUGGCGAUGAUUCUGAUGAGGGAGACAACGAAUUGGAUCUCGACCCCGAAAUGGAUGAGGAGACUGAGCGCGCCUACAAGGACUUUCUCAAGCAGGGCAAGAAAGCUGCCAAGAAAUCUUAGAAUGUAUUUUAAGUAUGUGUAAUA